This is a messenger RNA of Notothenia coriiceps (black rockcod), 318 nucleotides long. RefSeq names its product nebulin-like. Gene Ontology annotation, cellular component: Z disc. The annotation marks the transcript as partial. Gene Ontology annotation, biological process: cardiac muscle thin filament assembly. The record is from RefSeq and is a predicted model, not a curated record. Gene Ontology annotation, molecular function: actin filament binding. Lineage: Eukaryota; Metazoa; Chordata; Actinopteri; Perciformes; Nototheniidae. The transcript is spliced from 3 exons.
AACGUGUACAGGAAGGCUUAUGAGAUGUCCAAAGGCCAGCCGACCGCCUUCAUCUCUGAUACUCCUGAAAUGAUUCGCAUCAGGAAGGCUCAGGAGCAGCUCAGCGAGGUUAAAUACCGCAUGGAGGGCAAUAAGACUCGGACAACCAGCAUGUACGGUGCCGAGGCCAGAGAGAUCGCCCACGUCAAGCACGUGUCCGAGCUGAUCAGCAAGGUUCUGUACAGACAGAAGUGGGAUGAGACUAAGGACCGGUACCUGCUGCCGCCUGACGCUCCUGAGCUGGUGCUGGCUGUGAAGAACGCUGCUAACUACAGCAAG